UCACUCACUCCCACCACACUUAAAAAUAGGAGAGAGAAAGAAGCGUCGGUGGGUAAGAGCUCACACACUAAAACCCCACACUAUAAUUCCGUACUUAAUUUCGGCAUUCUAUCACUUUCCUUUUUUUUAUUUUUAUUUUUAUUUUUAUUUCUUCCCCAAUUUUAUCUCUUACGUUACUCCCUUUUCUUACAAAUCAAAUCUAAAACCCUCAUUUCUCAAUCUUCAUCUCUCAAUUUCGAUCUAAUUUCUCUUCUUCAAUUCCAUUUUUUUCUGUGAUUUGGAGAGAGAGAUUGAUAAAAUUUGCUAGAUUUCGAAGAAAAUGGUGAAAUCAAUGGCCACUUUAAUGGUGGCCGUUUUUGCAGUGGUGUUGAUUUCUGGUGUUAGUCAUGUGAGAUCCGAUGCUUCCGAUCAUCGGUACAAAGCUGGUGAAGCUGUUCCUCUUUACGCUAAUAAAGUCGGCCCUUUCCAUAACCCUAGUGAAACAUACCGCUAUUUCGAUCUUCCGUUCUGUGUUCCAGAUCAUGUGAAAGAAAAGAAGGAAGCUCUGGGUGAAGUAUUGAAUGGAGAUCGUCUGGUCAGUGCUCCUUAUAAGCUUGACUUUCUAGUGGACAAAGAUUCAGAACUUAUUUGCAAGAAAAUACUGACAAAGGAAGAAGUAACUAAGUUUAGAGAUGCAGUAUCAAAAGAUUAUUACUUUCAAAUGUAUUAUGAUGAUUUGCCAAUAUGGGGGUUCCUUGGUAAAGUUGACAAGGAAGGCAAACUAGACCCAAGCGAGUACAAGUAUUAUUUGUAUAAGCAUAUUCAUUUUGACAUCUUUUACAACAAGGACCGUGUUAUUGAAAUCAAUGUUCGAACUGAUCCCAACUCUUUAGUUGACAUUACUGAGGAUAAAGAUGUCGAUGUGGAAUUUAUGUACACCGUAAAGUGGAAGGAGAUAAACACCCCUUUUGAGAAGAGGAUGGAUAAAUAUUCACAAUCUUCUUCUCUUCCUCAUCAUCUAGAGAUCCACUGGUUUUCCAUUAUUAACUCAUGUGUCACUGUACUACUCCUGACUGGAUUUCUUGCCACAAUUCUUAUGCGAGUUCUUAAGAACGAUUUUGUCAAGUAUGCACAUGAUGAGGAAACAGCAGAAGAUCAGGAAGAAACUGGAUGGAAGUAUAUCCAUGGGGAUGUAUUUAGGUUUCCAAAGUACCAAUCGUUACUUGCAGCUUCUCUUGGAUCUGGCACCCAGCUGUUUACCCUUACGUUUUUUAUAUUUCUACUUGCUUUAGUUGGAGUGUUUUACCCAUAUAACCGAGGAGCCCUGUUCACAGCCCUUGUUGUCAUUUACGCUCUCACAUCUGGAAUUGCUGGCUACACUGCAACCUCCUUUUAUUUUCAAUUGGAAGGAACAAACUGGGUAAGGAACCUGUUGUUGACGGGUUGCCUGUUUUGUGGGCCUCUGUUUCUGACCUUCUGUUUCCUAAACACGGUAGCAAUUGCAUAUCAUGCUACUGCCGCUCUUCCUUUUGGGACCAUUGUGGUGAUUCUUCUUAUCUGGACACUUGUAACAUCACCAUUGCUUGUUUUGGGUGGAAUUGCUGGAAAGAAUAGCAAAGCCGAGUUCCAAGCUCCUUGCCGUACUACAAAGUACCCCAGAGAAAUUCCACCACUACCAUGGUACCGGGGAACUCUUCCUCAGAUGGCAAUGGCUGGAUUUUUGCCUUUCAGUGCAAUUUACAUAGAGCUCUACUACAUAUUUGCCAGUGUCUGGGGUCACCGGAUUUACACUAUAUACAGCAUCUUGUUCAUCGUCUUCAUUAUAUUGAUUAUAGUCACCGCUUUCAUCACUGUGGCAUUGACAUACUUCCAACUCGCAGCUGAAGAUCAUGAGUGGUGGUGGAGAGCCUUCCUGUGUGGUGGCUCCACUGGUCUAUUUAUCUAUGGCUAUUGCUUAUAUUACUUCUAUGCGCGCUCUGAUAUGACUGGUUUCAUGCAAACAUCAUUUUUCUUCGGCUAUAUGGCUUGCAUUUGCUACGGCUUCUUCCUCAUGCUUGGAACUGUUGGUUUCCGUGCCUCACUUCUGUUCGUCCGCCAUAUUUACCGGUCUAUCAAAUGUGAAUAGCUAAGCAAUGGAACUUUAGGUUUGUGCCGGUGUCGUCUUUGUUCUGUACACCAUCACCAGUAAUGAUCCAUCUGGUGUUGUAACCGACUUCUAAUCUCAUCAGGGAGAAGUAUUCUUUUAAACUUGAUCUGCAUCUUUGCUGUUGCAGUUUUAGCUACACACGAGAUCUUGCCCCCAAAUCCUCUUCCUUAUAAAAUUGGCUGGAUGAAGAAAAUAGUUUCAGUUCUGGAGAAUUAUGUCAUGUAAUAGAAUACUAGAGUUGUAUCAAUUGUUAAGAGAUUUUUGACAUUAAUUUUCAGUUAUAUCUUAUGAAAUUUCAAAUUUGUUUA
Chenopodium quinoa (quinoa) is the source of this 2433-nucleotide messenger RNA. RefSeq names its product transmembrane 9 superfamily member 2-like. Bases 320 to 2104 code for a protein of 594 amino acids. The transcript has 7 exons. The record is from RefSeq and is a predicted model, not a curated record. Gene Ontology annotation, cellular component: membrane. Lineage: Eukaryota; Viridiplantae; Streptophyta; Magnoliopsida; Caryophyllales; Amaranthaceae. Gene Ontology annotation, biological process: protein localization to membrane.